Molecule: messenger RNA, 426 nt
Organism: Durusdinium trenchii
Lineage: Eukaryota; Dinophyceae; Suessiales; Symbiodiniaceae
Source: the annotation of a GenBank genome assembly
AUGGUGCCCGGCGCCCCGUGUUUGUUCAACAUUAUACGCUUGAAACAAAACCGCCAUCUGAUAUCGCAUGAGGAUAUCAGUGGGCACCUGCAUUCCAACGGGAAAAACACGUUUGCCAAUGGGCGCCCUUACCGCGUCGUUCACGGACGCGGGACCCUCGCGGGCGAGGCGCUGCUCAAUGAGGAUCAAGCAGUAGAGAUUUGUCAUUCCUUGCUCCAGCGCCAGCCCACAAGAUCAAUAGGCUCUUUGAGCUCUACAACCACGACCGCCAUGAGAAGCUUUCGGUGGCGCCAGACGGGCGUGCAGCCCCUCCAGACUCAUCGGGAUGGAGAUCAUGUGAAGGACUGGCUGGGCGCAGCCCUCCGGGGCAUGGCACGAGAUGUUCGACGCACCGUGAUGACGAGAAAAGGAAGGCGCCAGUUUUGA